This is a messenger RNA of Oncorhynchus tshawytscha (Chinook salmon), 5630 nucleotides long. RefSeq names its product cilia and flagella associated protein 61 (gene cfap61). The coding region runs from base 244 to 3900 and encodes 1218 amino acids. The record is from RefSeq and is a predicted model, not a curated record. Lineage: Eukaryota; Metazoa; Chordata; Actinopteri; Salmoniformes; Salmonidae. The transcript is spliced from 26 exons.
CCCAAGACGUCACCGAGCGUUAUGUUUCUAUGGUAACAUACCUCCCCAUUAGCUGGAACUAGUACUAGUUUUACUUUAUUUCUAACUUUAGGUUGAAUGCAGGAGAACAAACUGUUAUUGACACGGUAUGUUUCGAUAAUGAGCUAGCUAAGCAUGAAAUAGAAACCCUGAUUUGAAUCCUUUUUGCAAAUUCGGAAAAAUAUAUAUCAGAACUGGAAAAGUUCUUGCAUCCACCAGAGAAAGAUGAGGACCAUAACUUCCUCGGGUGGCAAAGUUGAGACUGUGACUGUGAGGAGAACAGAGUCAUCGGAUGCACAUGCGAUCAAUAGCCUGAUCAGUCCUGCCACAGUAGCAGUAUUUGGAAGAGUAAAUGUAAUUCAUCUACUAGAGAAGGCCAAUCUGGCAGUGACCCUGAGCAAUGCGAAGAAUGAGGUCUUGGCCCAUGCUGCCUUCUCUGAUCACCCCAUUGGAGACAUUGUGGAUCAAGCUUGUUGGGAACCAUUCCUGCAUGACAAUUACAGUGCUGAAAAAUACACGCCGCUGAACACACUUUUCCUGCACCUCUUCGUGGCACAGCCGAUCUUCUCCAUUGGGAGUGCCAAAGAGAUUGUAAGAACUGUGUUCAAUGCUAUCACAGAGCUGCAAUACAUCUGCUUGGUCACCCCAACUAGUCGAUGUCUAGAGCGUGCACUGGAAAAGAUCUUUGAGCCCAUGAAGAGUCUGAAGGAUCCAGGGCCCCAGUGUUCAGCAUUUGUGUGCCACAGACACAGCUAUUGCCCAAGGCUGCAUGUCCGCCGAGCCAGGGUGGAGGAUCAUGAUGACCUCACACACAUCUUUGCGGAGCAGACAAAGGCCCUCACAGGAUCCUAUGGGACUUACUUUCUGGCUGAACUCAUUGAGGCUCAGGACAACGAAAAUCAUGCAGCUGUUUGUGAGAAUGAGGGAACUGCUGUGGGUUUCAUCAGUGUGAGUGGUGACAUCAACUUGAAGCUGCUCAAUGAAUGCUUUGAGCUUGGGCCCUUCAACGGUCUGUAUAAGCCCAGUCCAGAGGACCUGACUGAGACUGCCCCUGAGCCAGAGGGAAAGGGGACUCCAGGGGACACCAACACCAUUAGCCCACAGGGUAGCACUGGAGAGGUGCAGUAUGAGAUGAAUCUGACCCAGAAGGACCCAUGUCCAAAAUCCAAAAUCAACGAUACUGACGUGGACCAGACAAAGGAUUUUGAUCAAGGUGGCAUUACAGAAAUACCCAGUGAAGUAUCAGAGCCAGGGGACAGCCAGGCUUGUGCGGCAAAGCUUCAGGGUUCAGAAGUGACUCUGAAACCAAGAGUCUCAGUAACACCCAAUGCAUUCUGUAUUCAAUUAUUUGUCAUCUACAAGAAUUUUGAAAUGAGAUCAGUGGACUUCCUGCCCAAUAUAUUUAAACUUUUCCCUGACCGUGAUUUCUGCAUCAUCUCUGUGCCCAAGCUGGCCCCUGAGUUCCCCCUCCUCCAGAGCUUCCUCAGGGUAGUACCACACCACACCAGCAGCCUGCCCCAGGAGCUCUACAUCUUCCACCGCUCUGGCCUGCUCAAGACAUUUGUGGUGAGUCUGGCAGUGUCUGCAGACAGGCCUGCAGUCUGUGACAUGGUGAAGAGACUCAGCCUGCAUGAGAGCCUGCUGGAGGACCUGGACAUGUUCUACCAGGCCCAUAGAGACAAGGAUGGAACACCCUUGCAGGCAUUUGUAGCCCAAGUUCAGAAUCAACUAGUCGGGAUUGUAAUUAUCAGAAAUGAGGAGGAUAUAGAUUACAUCCGAGCCAACUACAACAUUGAGAACUUCAUCUACUUCAGCCACCACCGCUAUGAGGAGCACGGCCAGCUGUGUCACUUUGCCCUCAACCCCAUCUUCCAGCACUACGCCAAACACUUCCUAAAGGAGGUCCUGCGGCUGGCCCACAAAUCCUGCCUCUACUACCCAAUCUACCCCUCCUACCACAACCAGAAGAACUCAUGUGCCCAUUACCUGACCUCUGUUCUUAACUGCAUGGUUCCGGUGCGCCCGCGACGCCAGAUUGUCUACCCUCUGGAGGAGCUGGGCAUCAACGCGCCAUCCAAGCAGAUCACUAAGGACCAGGUCUCGUAUGCUCUCAACCACAUCAACCGAAAGCUAACCAUGGAACCAAAAGUCACCAUCAAUGCCAGGAUCGUGGUAGUGGGGGCAUCAGACACUGGCUUAGCAUUUCUGGAGGUGCUUGCUUUCUGCCCACAUCUGAGGUUCAAUAACAUGACUCUGAUCUCCACGCAUGGCUUCCCAGGCUACUACACCAAUGAAAAGAUGAGAUUCUUGUCCAUGAGUCAUAGCUCCAGCGACAGGGACCAUGCCCAGAUGUCUCUGCGCUCCUGGAUCAACGUGGUGACAGGCAAGAUGGUGGGCAUCGACAGGGCAGCCAAGCACGUACUGGUGUCUGGGGGCAGGAAAGUGCCUUAUGAUCAUCUCAUCCUCUGUACAGGCCAGCAGUACCAGGUUUCCUGUCCCACUGGUGUGGACGGCAGCCAUCUUCCCCCCAAAAGCCAGCUCCCAGCCCAGUCCCGCCGUAGAUACACCGGGCCCGUCCCGUCCAACCUCUUCACCCUCAACGACCACCACGACUGUGUGACCGCUUACCAGUGGCUGCUCAACAACUUUGUGGAGCUGAAGGGUAAUGCCAUAGUGUAUGGCAACACCAUUGACGUGUACACCUGUGUGGAGACUCUGUUAUGCCUGGAUGUCCAAGGCUAUCGCAUCCACCUGGUCCAUCUGCCCACCACAGAGGGCUCCAGCUGCAGCCCCAGAUCGUGCUUCAGCAACCCCACAGUAGAGAAGGCCAUGAAGAAGGCCUUGGAGAAGAGUGGGGUCCAUGUUCACCACAACUGCUUGCUGGCCCAGAUGAAUGACGGACAGAACCCUGAGCCAAUCACCUCCUUGUCCUUCACCAGUGACAGUCAGCCUCUCCGGCUGGAGUGCUCUGUCUUUAUGAACCUCUCCUCCAAAGGUGUGGACUACGAUGCCUUUAAGGCCAUCAACGACGCCUGUCUGGUGUACGACGGCCGGCUGGUCAUAGACACCACAUUCCAUACGAACGACUCCACCAUCCGCGCAGCCGGGCCCCUCACCAAGUUUGCCCGGCGCUAUCUCGCAGACCAGUGGUCCCACUCCAGCUUCAACUCUAGGGAGGUAGGCCAGGAGCUGGCUGCUGCUCUGCUGCCCUUCUUCGACCCCACGCUGGAGCCGGCCAUCAACUCUCCAGCUGACCUGGACCGCCUCAUCCCCAUAUACACACAAGCCAAGAUCCAAGGUGGUAGACUGCCAGGAGGAUACAGUUAUCUUCAUGCUACCAAACCAGAGCAAAGGCCAUCUGCAGUUCACCCUGUAGAGGGAAGAGAGAUCCUGACUGGCCGCAUUGAGACUGGCAACUAUUUCCACCUGCACCUGAACCAGUACGGCAUGGUGGAGACAAUCACCUGUCUGUCACUGAAGCCCUUCCCAGUCUCCAACUACCUGUGUCUCUAUGGGAAACAUGAGCUGCUGCUCAACCGCCUGUGUUCCCGUUAUGAUGAAGGGCUGGUUCACGACCUCUACAGUUAUUUCAGGGAGAAAUGGUGCCUGGCGAUAUAUCAUGAUCGCUUUGCAGACUUUGAGCAGGAAAUGCACCAGAUAAUGGAAUCAACUAAAGUGCAGGACCACAAUGAUGUGUCCAUUUCAGAGCUCGUUCAGAGAAUGGUAGAUGAGAAGCUGGACAUUAUUGAGGAACCGAACGUGUUUCUCAAGAAGGUGUUUGAAACAAGUGGGGGAUUGGCUUCCCUGAAGACCAGCACUCUGAAUUACCUGAGGUACAACAGGUACCACCUGACUAUGUAUGCCCAGCCUGGACUACUGUAACUGCUCCAACAUCUUAUUUUACCUCAACCCACAUUUUAAAUGACAUAUUCAUCACAAAGAAAUAUUCCAUUGUUUUGAUUUAAUUAAAACGUUGUAGAAUCAUCCAACUGUAGUAAAAACAUUGACAUUCAAUUGAGUUCAUUUGAACAGAAAAUACAGUAGCCAAUGUCUUUAAUAAAUGUACUUGUGAUUUUAGAUAGCCUAAUAUUCUUGUCUAUGUACACACUUUUAGCAUGAACAAGAACACUAACUUGUAGUUGUCUUAAUUUUAUGAGAAGUUAAAGUUGACUGAUUUGAGAAAACAGAGAAAACAAAACAAUCCUCAUUAAGUGUUAUAAUAAAGUCACAACGAAUUGUCAAAUUCUGCUUUCUCACAUAACAGUUUUUGCUCAAAUUCGCAUUAAAGGUCACUUGUAAUUGUAACUGCAAAGAUUAUUGGGAUGACUGAUACGACCCAGGCCUAGAUGAAAGUGGAUUUAGUGAGUGCGAGGAGGGGUUCUAUAUUCUACAGCUGUAUGGUAAUGAGGCUCAAAUCUUCACUGCCUCUCUUUGCGCAGCACACGCCAAAGAACAAAUAGCCGCACACGCGCCUCAAGGUAUGGGAUCGUUCAAGCGAUUAUCAAAUAGCUCGGUAAGAUAAACGUUAAUUGGUACAAUAUAUGAAUCUAUGAAAUGACAUGGCUCAAUGACACCCAAUGAAUUGUGUCAUCCCCUGGCUAUUGAAUAAUUAGCCAUUUUAAUGCAAACAAUUUCCCAGAGGAAGGCAAUUUAAAAAGUGUUUGAAAACAUGGUAUUCUAACAUGACCUAUAGGCCUAUAUUAUAGGCUUAUACUGUAGGUCAUGUUAGAAUACCAUGUUUUCAAACACUUUUUAAAGAUUUUACCUACUGAAAAAUAUCUUAAAUUAUUAUUUGCAUCAUUGUUUGGGCCUUGGAUAAUUACUUUAAUUACAAUAAUUUCACGUAGCCCUAUUUCAGAUUAGUUUGAGCAACUUUAUAGUUAUAUACCUAUUAAUAACCGGAGAGGCAUGCCAUUCAAAUCUCAUAUUUGGUGAAAUUCUGUCAAAAGAAACAAAAAGACUUGGUCAGACAUCUGGCAUGUGGUUUAUCGCACAAAUUAUUAUGGAAUGAAAUAUUGACGCAUUAGCCAAACUAGACAAGUUUUCUCGUUCCUCGCCAUGGUGGUGGAUAGCCUUUAGGCUAUAUUUUAGAGAUGGGAUAUGACCCUAAAGGAAUUGGGUUUGACUGUUUUUAACGGAGAGAUAAUCAUGGUAGGGCCCGUUUGGAGACGGUCGGCUUUGUUCAAACCACACUGAUCACGCACAGCACGCGCCGAAAGUAUCUAUUGGCCAGAUUGCUUUGUUGCACAUUUUACCGUGCAAUUUCCUUUUCAAUCACAAGCGGGAUACAGCUUGCAAAAGCGCUGCCAUUGUAAUGCAAAGCAGGGAACCCUGUUUCAUUAAUUAUGUAUGCGUAAAAUGACUGAUUCAUAUGUCCAGAGUUCAACUGUCGUAUCCAACACAUGUCGCUAUGGAUGCCUUGAAAUGUUUCUUUGUUGAUUUUCUUUCUCUCCAAUAUAAAUAUUUGCUUGUUUGGGGGUUUUAAAUGUGGUGUUUUAAAGGAAUAGGCUAUAGUUUAAACUUUGUAUUGGUUGAACAAUUUGUCGAUUUUCUUUAGCCUUGAAUAAAGCUUAAUAAUUAUGCAAUUGAAGCAGAUGAAAACAUGCAACUCA